Notothenia coriiceps (black rockcod) is the source of this 4233-nucleotide messenger RNA. RefSeq names its product serine/threonine-protein phosphatase 2A regulatory subunit B'' subunit alpha-like. Lineage: Eukaryota; Metazoa; Chordata; Actinopteri; Perciformes; Nototheniidae. The transcript is spliced from 10 exons. Gene Ontology annotation, molecular function: calcium ion binding; protein phosphatase regulator activity. The coding region runs from base 510 to 1634 and encodes 374 amino acids. Gene Ontology annotation, cellular component: protein phosphatase type 2A complex. The record is from RefSeq and is a predicted model, not a curated record. Gene Ontology annotation, biological process: protein dephosphorylation.
AGCGGCAGGCACCAGUGAGGCUACACCAAAUACAUCCAUCCUGAGCUGACAGGGGGGGACAUCACAGGCUUUCUACCCCAGAGAGAAGCUGCUGUUUGGGGCUGAGGUUUGCUCAUAAAACAGCCCAGUACCAUGGUCCUGCCUCCCGGCCUUCACAGCAGCACGGGAGUCUUAAGGAACAUCUCUUUGCACAGAAACACUGCUGGAUUACUGCGUUACAGGACACAGCUUUGGGAGCCUGUACAUGCGAGUGGAGGAGAAACAUUUUGUGAGUGAUUGUCAAAGAGCGUGAAAUCACACACAUGCUGUCCUGAGGCGUUUGUCCGUUUUUCUUUUUUGGUUAGCGGAUAUCUGAGCUGUUAAGUGGAACUUAUUUUCCAAAAGGUCCCCUCGGUUUCCACUCAACGGUUGUUUAAGUUGCUGGACAAGCUGGUCCGUUUGUAGUCGGCGUGUCAGUAGCCGCCCCGGUGGCCCUGCCUGGUCGGGGGUUACGCGUCUCGUCCCCCACCAUGAUGAUCAAGGAGGCGUCGUUACGUGGAGACCCUGAUCUGAGAGGGGAGCUGGCCUUUCUGGCCAAGGGGUGUGACUUUGUCCUCCCCUCUCGCUUCAAGAAGAGACUAAAGUCCUUCCAGCAGCAACAGGUCCAGGCCAAACCGGAGAAGAAGCCAGGCACACCUCCACCGGCUCCGGCCCUGGGCAGAGAACACGGCCCCCCUCGUUUCCAUGCCUCUUUUGACACUCUCUUAUCCCAGGUGAUCCAGCGGAUAUUCUACGUGGUGAACCGUUCGUGGACGGGUCGUAUGACCAUGAUGGAGCUGCGCAGGAGUAACUUCCUGCAGACCUUGGCCCUGCUGGAGGAGGAGGACGACAUCAACCAGAUCACAGACUACUUCUCCUACGAACACUUCUACGUUAUCUACUGCAAGUUCUGGGAGCUGGACACUGACCAUGACCUCUACAUCGACCCCAAAGACCUGGCCAGAUACAACGAACACACAUCCUCAAACAGAAUCAUUGAAAGAUUGUUUUCGGGGGCAGUUACUCGGGGUAACGCUGUGCAGAGGGAAGGCAGGAUGAGCUACGCUGAGUUCGUCUGGUUCCUCAUGUCGGAAGAAGACAAGAAAAAUCCCACCAGUAUAGAGUACUGGUACCGCUGCAUGGAUGUGGAUGGCGAUGGUGUUCUGUCCAUGUUUGAGUUGGAGUAUUUCUAUGAGGAACAGUGUGAGAGGAUGGAGAGGAUGGGCAUCGAACCGCUGCCCUUCCAGGAUUUGCUGUGCCAGAUGCUCGACCUGGUCAAACCUGAGAGUUCAGGUAAGAUAACCCUUGGUGACUUGAAGCGCUGUCGGAUGGCCCACAUAUUCUUCGACACCUUCUUCAACCUGGAGAAAUACCUGGACCACGAACAAAGAGACCCAUUUGCUGUGCAAAAGGACGUUGAUAGUGAAGGUCCAGAGCCAUCGGAUUGGGACAAAUAUGCCUCAGAAGAGUAUGAGAUCCUGGUGGCAGAGGAGAAUGCAAACGAGCAGCUUCACGAAGGGUCUUUUGAUGAUGACUAUGAGUCCGAGGAGCUUCAAGUCUCAGGAGAGAUCGGGAAUAAAAUGGAAAAACUGGUCAUUUCCGACCUGUCAGCAUAAAACUCUUCCCUGGAUUCUUGGGUAUUUUUCCUGGAAAAAAAUGGAUUGAAGGUCCCUUCAGAGUGGAGCACCAAAAGAAGCAUGGACAUAAAGACAGAGGGAAACAUCUGUCUCUCGAUGACUCUGGAGCCUCCUCAGAGCGGACUCAUCGUUUUUCGUGUGUUUGUGUGUGACCGUAAACCAGUACUGUUCUGUGUCUGGUGCAAUAUCACUUCUGUAUUUAUACAGAGAACUGUUUCACUGCCUCGUGCUCUUUGAUCCGUCCGAGAGAACAAAGCGAAAGAUGGUGGGGAGAAAUGUACUAUAAGCUCUUAAAGUAAUCAAGACAAAUAAUCUCUGUGUACUUAUAAUGUAAAUGUGAAUUUUUAUACAGACAAUCCUGCCAAAAGACAAUCAUCUGAAGGUAGACAGACAGAGACCUAGUUACACAAACAGUGUCCUAGUUAUAGGAUAAAUAUGGAGACAGAAAUGGACAAUUAUUGUGAUAGGAACUGAAAAAGAGCAGUCAUCUGCUCAAUAAUGACACAUCCAGACAGACACUGCCAUCAGUAACCUGCUGCCCGCACAGCAUGUCACUGUGCUCCUUGUUAAAGGAAGUUGUUAAACCUCCAGUCCCUUCAGGGAGGAAUCAUGUAUUGCUGAUUGUAACAGCACCUCUCUGUGGCCAGUCUGUGUCACUGCAGGACAUCACAGUCACUCGGUGCAUAAUGGCUGGCCAAUUUUUCCAAGAGAGGGAGUUCAGUUUACUGCACAGCCUGAGCUGCUCUAUUAUUAGUGCAGCACUAUAAGCGCUCCACCUCUGGACUCCCUUUGCAAUUAUUUUUAAACCCUAGAAAAAAAGUGUCUGACCACAGUCAGGCCACAGUGAGACAUAUGCACAUAAAAUGAUGCGUGUUGACAAACAUAUCAAACUCUCUGGUAGAGUUUCCCACACAUUUCCACCUGUAACCUUUGCAAUAAUGCAAUAGCAUAGGAGAUGUGAGCUGUUCCUGUCACUCAUGCAAUUAUUCAGCACACAGUUUUUUUCUCCCUUCCUUGUUGAUUAUGUACAGUACCUGGUUAUUACGUUGAUCUGUUUCUGAAAUUGAUGCCAACAUUUUUAUUUGUUCCGCUUAAACAUCUCUUUGUCAUGAAACGUUUGAUAAUGAAACUUUUUUUACACACCACUGCCUUUUUAAAGGGACACGUCCCCCAAACAAUGGCUAUUCUCACACCUUAGGUAUUAUAGCCUGCAGAUAGUUUUGGUUUGAUUUGCAAAAGUGUUAGGAAUCUUUGCGAUUUCACCUCAACCAUAUUGCAGUGCAAAUAAGGGGAAUUUAGUUAUAUUUAAGCUUCUUCAUUUUUCUAGGCUUUUUGCAACAGCGUCCUUUUUUAAUUGGUAUUGUAUUUGCAGAAAUCUCAGAGAUGGAUACAUUACAAUUCAAUAAAAUCAGAACUGUUCACAUACAUAGAUAUACUUAGUUAAAUGUAGCUUUUUAAUUUGAAUAAAACGACCCUUUAUCUCUAUCACUCCCAGAGACAGCUGCAUGUGAACACUGCCCUUACUGUAAUAGCUAGCAGUGUGUGCUCUCGGAAAUCAUGAUACAGGGGUGUGUUCUAGGAGCGUGUGAUGUGUAGCUCUCAGUUUUCGGGCUGAUAAUACGUCAUAGUUGUUGCCAUUGGAUGUGGUUCCCAGGGUCAGAGUGUGUGUGCACGCUAGCAUAACUCUUUAAUUAGGAAAGGGACAGCUUUGGUCCCCAAUGGCUUCAAAUUCACUGCCAUAUACCUCCUUCACAGACAUUUACUGUACACACACACACACACACACACACACACACACACACACACACACACUUUAGUUGCUAUCAAAAGGGAGAACGCGAGUGGAUGCUGUAAGGACCUUAAGUUGACCCUUUAUGUUCUAUUGCCAUUGUAAAUGUGCCUGACUGUGUAUUAAAUAUAUUAUUAUAAUAAUAACUAAUGAUAAGCCAUUAUAGAUAUAACGGCUGCAAUUUGUUGUUGUAUUUUGAUGGUUUGUAUUGCUGUGCCACUGUGUGGCUCGGGAUAAGGGGGGUAAAUUAUGAUGGAUGGAUGUAUGUAUGUUUGUGUGUUCGAUGCACGGUGGAUAUCAUCAGAAGAAAAUGAGGAUUUGACAAUCACAACAUAUGAGACACAUCUCACGUGGAGACCUCUGGGACUGAUGCUUUUUCUCGCUGUGGCGACACACACACACUCACACACUCCCAGGGAGACCAGCUGAUGGAGACAGUGUUUGAGAAGAACUGUUGAAGGCAUUGGGACUCCGAUUGUGUCAUGAUGCAGCAUCAAGCCGGGAGAAAAGCCAUGCAAAACUUUUACUUUGAAAUUAAAUCUCUACUUUGAUCUGUAGACGGAAGACUUUUAUUUUGAUGUACUUCCUCUGUGCAGAGGAGACUUUAGUAGGCUGAGACGUGUUCAAAUACUGAUGAUUAUUGUAUUGGCAUGGCUUUCUUUCUUUCUUUCUUUUGUUCUUUUGUUCUUUUUUCCUUACCAACGCCCUUCUCUUCUUUCCCUUUUCUUUGCCCAGCGCUGUCAUUUGUUGCUUUUUUUGAAGUUUAAAAGUUUAAAUAAAAAUAUGUUU